UGGUUCUUGAUUGGUAUGGCGGCAGGGCGAGUUGAUGUUCGGAGGAGAAUUGAUGUUGAGAAAGUGAAUCGGGAAUAUGGCCAUACUAAUCCCGUUAAGAAUGUAUGCAACUACCCACCUAAUAGUAAGAAUUCGGCUUCUUUUCAUAAGAGUAAGUUGGGUUUGGGUCCUAAGCGAUGUGGGUUAGACAAUGUUGCAAGAGUUAAAAAUGAUGUCAGGUCGAUGUUGGAUAAUGAGGCUAAGCAGCCGCCUCAGAAAAAACGGAAGUUUUCUCCAAUUGUGUGGGACCUAGAAAAUAAGGAACUAAGUUCUUCAUCCAAGACCAGAGUUAUAGCGACAACUACCUCUCUGUCAUCUCCACCUUCACCUGUGAAGUUGUCAAAUAGUGACUCCAAUCAGGUUGAUAAACAGCCACCCGUCUCUGCAGAUCUUAUCAAAGAAGAGCGUUCACCGCCUGAGUCUCUAGUGUCAAAUUCCGGUGCUGCUUUAUCUCCUUCACCAUCUGGCCAGGGAUGUCAGGAUGAUGAACAAGAAAAAGAUUUGAUGGGUAAAGAUAGCUUUCAAACGCCCAACCUAUUUACGUCACGAUGGGCUUCAGAUGAUGAUGACGAAGAUGGAUCUCUAACCGAGGAAAAGAUAAGGAGUUCAAGUCUUGAGAGUGGGGAGUUUGAAAGAGAGGAACUGGAAGGUGAUGGGGUACAGUCUGAUGAAAGAAGCAACAAUGUACUGUAUGCUUGCAAGGGUGAAGAUAAGGGGUGUAAGUUGGACUCUGGUUAUGUUAUGGAUAUUGAUGACAUUCGUGAAGAAGAUGCUAUUGCUGAUCAAUCAGAUUUAGAUGUUGAAGAGUCUGCAGGAAGUGGGAUGAACAUGCUUCUUGGUUGCAGAAGUGUUUUUGAAUAUGAAAGAUUGAACAAAAUAAGUGAAGGUACUUAUGGUAUUGUUUAUAGAGCCAAGGAUAAGAAGACUGGAGAAAUUGUGGCUCUAAAGAAGGAAAAAAUUCUUGGCGGGAGAGACUUAGAAGAAUAUGGUUUCCCAGUGACAUCUCUGAGAGAAAUCAAUAUUCUUGCAUCUUUUCUUCACCCUUCGAUUGUGAAAGUUAAAGAAGUCGUUGUAGAUGACCAUGACAGUGUUUACAUGGUUAUGGAAUACAUGGAACAUGACCUCAAGUGGCUAAUGGACUCAAUGAAGCGACAAUUCAGUACAAGUGAUGUUAAAAGCUUGAUGCUACAACUACUGGAGGGUGUGAAAUAUCUUCAUGAUAAUUGGGUGCUACAUAGGGAUUUGAAGACAUCCAAUCUUCUCUUGAAUAACCAAGGUGAACUCAAAAUAUGCGACUUUGGUAUGGCACGACUGUAUGGGAGCCCACUUAAGCCAUAUACGACCAAGGUGGUUACCCAGUGGUAUAGAGCUCCUGAACUUUUACUUGGAGCAAAGAAGUAUUCAACAGCUGUGGACAUGUGGUCUGUUGGUUGUAUAAUGGCUGAAUUGUUAACUAAGGAGCCCGUGUUCAAGGGAACAAAUGAAAUUGAUCAGCUUCGUAAGAUAUUUGAUACUCUUGGUGUUCCAAAUGAGAAGAUUUGGCCUGGGUUUUCUGAAUUACCAGGGGCCAAAGCAAAUUAUUCUAAGCAACUGUAUAAUUUGUUGCGGAAAAAGUUCCCUGUAGCAUCUUUUACAGGAUCUGCCGUUCUUUCUGAUGCUGGAUUCGACCUGUUAAACAGGCUUCUUACAUAUGAUCCUGAGAAGAGAAUAACAGCAGAUGAUGCUCUCAAUCAUGAUUGGUUCCGGGAGAUUCCUCUACCUAAAUCUAAAGAAUUCUUCCCCACUUUCCCACCAAAAGUGUGAAUGGAGCAAUUUCCUGGCCUGAUUGGUGAAGAAGUUGGACACAAUCAAAAUAUAUAUGGAGCUAUGCUUUAAGGAUCCAUAUCUGAUAUAUCAGUGGUAAUUUUUUUCGUCUAUUGGAUUGUUUCAUGAUACAGACAAUUAGGUGCAUUCAGCCACUAGGUUAUCAUCAAUGAUAGUUGUAUUAGGUAGAUGAUAGACAAAAAUGUGAGAUGCUACAGUUGCAUGUUUUGUGGUAGCAAAUUAUUGGGAGAAACUGAUAUUGUCUUUUGGCAUGCA
Hibiscus syriacus is the source of this 2118-nucleotide messenger RNA. RefSeq names its product cyclin-dependent kinase G-2-like. The record is from RefSeq and is a predicted model, not a curated record. The coding region runs from base 16 to 1842 and encodes 608 amino acids. Gene Ontology annotation, molecular function: ATP binding; cyclin-dependent protein serine/threonine kinase activity. Gene Ontology annotation, cellular component: nucleus. Gene Ontology annotation, biological process: protein phosphorylation; regulation of mitotic cell cycle. The transcript has 5 exons. NCBI's taxonomy places the organism in Eukaryota, Viridiplantae, Streptophyta, Magnoliopsida, Malvales, Malvaceae.